This is a messenger RNA of Paramecium tetraurelia, 306 nucleotides long. RefSeq lists its product as uncharacterized. The transcript is spliced from 3 exons. NCBI's taxonomy places the organism in Eukaryota, Ciliophora, Oligohymenophorea, Peniculida, Parameciidae. The record is from RefSeq and is a predicted model, not a curated record. The coding region runs from base 1 to 267 and encodes 88 amino acids.
AUGGAAGUCAAAUAUCGUCCACCACUUAAUGAUGUAAAUGAAUGCAAUUGGUUGGAGAAAAACUUUGUCUCUUGCCUCAAAGAAAAGAGUGUGAAAGAUGACCUUCCAAAAAGAGUAUGCAAAGUGGAAAAUAUUCUUUGGUUCUUUUUGGAAUGUCCAGAAAGAUCAUCACCUUAUGAGAAUGCUGAAUCACUAAGAAAGAUUUAUAUCAAACAAAAAUUGGCUGAUCUCAAUCCGACAGUUCCUGAACCAAGAAAAAGAAAAUGAAAUGCAUUAUCAUUAUAAUAAAUAUAAUAAUAAAAAUUA